This is a messenger RNA of Fonsecaea multimorphosa CBS 102226, 1197 nucleotides long. RefSeq lists its product as uncharacterized. The record is from RefSeq and is a predicted model, not a curated record. Bases 1 to 1197 code for a protein of 398 amino acids. The transcript has 3 exons. NCBI's taxonomy places the organism in Eukaryota, Fungi, Ascomycota, Eurotiomycetes, Chaetothyriales, Herpotrichiellaceae.
AUGCGAUUCAUCGACGAGUACAUCAGCAAUAACCAGGGCUUUCAACUGGACAUUGUCGGUUUCCUCGCCAUCCUUGGAGAAGGUUCCGUCGAGACAAUCGCCCAAGUUGCCACCCUGAGCUACCUCAUCUACCUUCCCCGCCUCCUUCCUGCGCCUCAGAUCUUCAUCAGACCCUCUCGGCCGGAAAAGUUGGAGACCACGGCGGGUGCCAAAGUCAUUGGAGUCCAUUCAGGUAACACCGGGGAGGACAUCCACCAUGUGGCCCAUGCCUUGCACCGGGGGGACAAGCUGCGUCCAAAUACCGUCAGUUGCGUUCGGGUCAGGGAAAACAAUAAGCCUCGUCCCUCGAUCAAGAGGUUUGGUCCGUUGGCUUGGUUGGCGUUUCUGGGGACGGCCAUGAGCGCUGCCUUGCUUGGGCUUUCGAUAUAUUGGGAGGAUGGGAUGUCGUUGCUCGCGACCGUGCUGCUGUCCACUCUGAGCACCGUCACCGGAAUUGCCAACAAGUGGUCACCCACGCCCAACGACCCCAAACCCGACCCUCACUCUCCGCCCGGCGACGUGGUCAUCAAGUACCCGCAAGGUGCGUUUAUCGUGGUGAGCUGCGAGGAACGCACGGCGCGGUAUCUCUACUUCAACCCCAGCGAGCGUUGCAUCUACUCGGUGAAAAGCACGGCCAUCUACCGAGGCCUCUCACUGAUCUCGACCCUGUUGCUCAUGGGCGGGGUGAUAUCGCUGGCCAACGCCAAGAUCCAGACCCAGACGGCCUUUGCGGGCUCCUACAUGCUCAUCAACAUCUUCUACUGGAUCGGCGCCGCCCUGCCCCCGGCCCAGCAUUGGGACCUCUCCAGACUCGAGGUCGAACACAUCGAGGUGCACGGGGGCACGCCGCCCCGCAGCGCCAAAGUCGACAACUACUCCCCCACCUACACCGAGGCGCUGUGGAAGGCCAUCGCCGUGACGGGCACGAGCAACUGGGUCAAGGAGGCCGGCUGGGCGCCCAAGACCCCCGCGUGGAGCGACUGGCUCAACGAGGCCGAGGAAGCUGCCGUGGGCGAACCCCUGAAGUCGAGCAGGCAGAUUGUGGACGGCAAGGAGGUCGAGGUCUGGACAAUCCGCAACUGGGACAGUCGGAACGCGCUGUCGACCCUGCUGCGCACCACGACCGAUAGGCUCCAGGCCCAGCCAAAAAGGGGAUGA